Molecule: messenger RNA, 1958 nt
Organism: Polychytrium aggregatum
Lineage: Eukaryota; Fungi; Chytridiomycota; Chytridiomycetes; Polychytriales
Exons: 4
Coding region: 168-1694 (508 amino acids)
Molecular function (GO): protein binding
Source: RefSeq, a predicted model, not a curated record
CCCUCACCGAACGUCCGGCCAACGGCUUUGUCUGCUAUCCCCUACGCUUCUGUCCCUCAUUCGAGCUUACCCAUCCCUCUGCUCCUCAUCGUUCUGCUCCAUUCCCGUCCGGCCUGGUCUUGGUCGCUUUGGCUUUUUGCUUUCCGCUGUCCCCCAAUAUCGCCACGAUGGCCAACAGCCCCAUCCCAAUCAACCCAAAUAACGUCCAGUGGUUCGUCCAGCACAGCUCAACGCACCAUGUCCCCAGAUGCCUGCCGCCUGGGUCCCCGUCGAGCAUCGUUGGGUCCUUGGGCGAUGUGUUCAGAGCAACCAACCGCUGCGACUGCUUCCCAGCCACAGCAACGGCUGAGAGUACCUGCCAGUAUUACGGUACCCAGCCUGGCGACAACAAUGUCUAUUCGUACAGCUGUGGGGCCGACCCUACCUGCACCCAAGAGUGUACACUCAUCGGGGCCUAUCCAACCGGCAACUUUGACCCGUGCACCAGCGGCAAGGCAACGGGCAAUCUGACAACGAAGAGCGUCGAGGACACCUCUACAUGGGACCCCGACUUCAAGACGCCGUACUUUUACUACUAUCUCGAAUCGAUAAACGACGCAAGUUGCUCAGUCGUGAGCUCGGCGGUCCGAAUCCCCCUAUAUCCAAAGUGCACCUAUCUCACCGGCUCCACCUACGCCAUCACCCUCCUCCACUCUGCCACCCAAAUGAUUGAUCGAUACGCUUGCAGCGACCCCAACUGCAAUUCCUGCCAGCUGGUUUAUACCGAUACUAUUUCCAGCUGCCACAUCUACGCCGCCGGAACGGGCUCCUUCUAUACGAAAUAUCUCACAGGAUCGAUCGUCAAAGACCCUGCCCUGGUGCUGCCCACUGUCUUCCCGAACCAAACGGCUCCGAGCGACUUCCCACCCACGCCAGUAUCGACAUAUCAGCCCCCACCGGCACCAGGGCCUCAGGCGGGCUUGACCAGCGGAGCGGUCGCUGGCAUUGCUGUCGGUGUAGUUGCCGUCAUUGCAUCCGUGGCCGCAGUGCUGUUCAUCAGGCUCCGCAAGCGUACCAAGCACCACCGAACCAGCAUCUGUGUCGAGGACUUUGAUCAGCCCCCUCCUGAGUAUUCCCAAGUCAUGAAUUCGCACCUCAGCCUCAACCCAGCCUCCAACACAAGUGGUGUCAGCAUCGAAACGCCUUCCGGAUCAGAGCAUCCCUCAUAUCAGAUCGUCCCCACCGCUUCCAAUCCAGGCUCGCCUUUCUCGCACACUCACCUGAUGGUCAAGCAGCCGCUCCCGGCCCAGGACUAUAUUGGCGAUCAUGCACACGACAACUCAAGCGUCUCUCGCCACAGUUACUCGGCUGGCACCGACGAAAAGUCGCACCUUGGUAGCUUCCGGCCAGACAGCACCGAGCCAACCUCUACGAGUCAUUCACAUGGUCAGAGUCAAACGGGGCGGUCUGAGCUCCUAAGCAGUCGCUCGAGCGACAGUCGAGCUCGACGAUAUGUGGCCAUUGCCUCGGUGGAUCCUAAGGGACCCUCGGAUCUCCAUUUGCGUCUGGGAGACGUUGUCUCGCUGAAAUCCGAGUUCCAAAACGGCACUGCUGAGGCGUUCAAUCAAGCCACUGGCAUGACCGGACUUGUGUCCUCGACCAGCGUUGUGAUGCUCAGCGAAGGCAUUGAGCCUGAGAGUCAGUCGCAGCAUUAGACUGAUCGUGUCGACGCCAACAUAUUGCACCGCCCUAGCUUCGAGUUCCUCUGCCUCCGCCUUGGUCCUUUCCGCAGAGUCGGACAAAGGUCGCUCUCCGUCGAUUGAUGGCAAACCGAUCCUUGGAUGCAGAUCCAUUGGGGUUGGUUUGCCGCACCACCUGCUGCAUCGUGAAUUUUUGUCGUUUCCGCGACGCCUUGAUCAAUGAACGAGGACACACUGUCGUAGAGUACGCUUCUACUUCUUCAAUAUAUGGAUUCUAAU